AUGAAUAAAACAUCAAAGAAAACAAACAAUCUUAAUCCGCCGGAUUACUUUCCCGGCGCGUGCCUAAUGGACGUCCGGUGCAGUUUCCACACGCUCGUGGUUCUUCUCGUGGCCGUUUUGGUGGUCGGAGCCGUUUACCUAACGACCGAGAGCGGCUACUUAGUGCAGGAACACAGACUUAACGGUUCGACAACAACGUCGAAUUCCGGGCCGUCCUGCGAUUUAUUCUCUGGAAAAUGGGUUUUCGACAACGCGUCUUAUCCGCUGUACGGAGAGCACGAGUGCUCGUUUAUGUCCGACCAGCUGGCGUGCGGCAAGUUCGGAAGGAAGGACUUGGAUUAUCAACAUUGGAGAUGGCAACCACACCAUUGUGACCUCCCGAGGUUCAAUGCUACAGCAUUAUUAGAGAAAUUGAGGAAUAAAAGGCUUGUGUUCGUUGGGGACUCUCUUAAUAGAGGGCAAUGGGUUUCUAUGGUGUGCUUGCUUGACCACGCAAUCCCACAUGGUCGCAAACACAUGCACAACAAUGGCAGCUCUUUAAUCACCUUCACAGCCAAAGAAUACAAUGCGAAAGUAGAAUUCUAUUGGGCCCCAUUGAUGGUGGAGUCCAAUUCAGAUGACCCAGUGAGCCACCGGCUACCGGACCGCAUAGUUAGAGCCCAAGCCAUUGAAAAACACGGCCGCCAUUGGACCGACGCUGAUAUACUGGUUUUCAACACCUAUUUGUGGUGGCGAAGGCCCAAAAUGAAAGUCUUGUGGGGCUCAUUCAAUAAUUCAGAUGGGAUAUACAAGGAAGUGAACAUGCUUCGUAGCUAUGAAAUGGCGCUAAGGACUUGGUCCGAUUGGUUGGAAAUUCACGUCAAUCGUUCCAAGACUCAGUUGUACUAUAUGAGCAUGUCCCCAACUCAUGAGAGGGCUGAAGAAUGGGGAAAAUCCAACGGCCAAAAUUGUUACACGGAGACUGAUUUGAUAUCCAAAGAAGGUUACAUGGGAAAAGGUACAGACCCAAACAUGAUGAGAAUAGUGGAAAAUACAUUAGAUGAGCUUCAAAACAGAGGAUUGAAUGUCCAAAUGAUCAACAUAACACAACUCUCAGAGUACAGAAAAGAAGGCCACCCUUCGAUUUACCGAAAACAAUGGGAGCCUCUAACCGAGUCGCAAAUUUCAAAUCCUUUAUCGUACGCAGAUUGUAUUCAUUGGUGUCUCCCGGGAGUUCCCGACACGUGGAACGAGCUUUUGUACGCUUAUAUUUCUAAUUACCACGAGUCGGGCCAAAAUAUUUGA
Molecule: messenger RNA, 1284 nt
Organism: Striga hermonthica
Lineage: Eukaryota; Viridiplantae; Streptophyta; Magnoliopsida; Lamiales; Orobanchaceae
Source: the annotation of a GenBank genome assembly